This is a messenger RNA of Notothenia coriiceps (black rockcod), 1625 nucleotides long. RefSeq names its product chromobox homolog 5 (HP1 alpha homolog, Drosophila) (gene cbx5). The transcript has 5 exons. Gene Ontology annotation, cellular component: nucleus. NCBI's taxonomy places the organism in Eukaryota, Metazoa, Chordata, Actinopteri, Perciformes, Nototheniidae. Bases 209 to 814 code for a protein of 201 amino acids. The record is from RefSeq and is a predicted model, not a curated record.
ACCCGCGCUUUUCUACGCACAGACAAGCACAGCCCCAUUUAUGCGAUCCAGGCUACAUGCUAAAGUAGCACCAGCGUUGGCCUCUCAGACGAAGCUACACAAAAAACACGAUAUCGCCAAAUUAAACGGCUCAACACCACCAGUCUACACAGCCAAAGGGAGUUGCCACUGGCCUGCGACAGAGUAGCAUUCAGCAACAAACUUUGCUAUGGGCAAAAAGACUCGCGAAGACGACGACUCGUCCUCUGACGAGGAAGAGUAUGUUGUUGAGAAGGUGCUGGACAGGAGGGUGGUGAAAGGCAGGGUUGAAUUCUUCCUGAAGUGGAAAGGAUAUUCAGAAAAGCACAACACCUGGGAGCCUGAGAAGAACCUGGGCUGCCCUGAGCUCAUUUCAGAAUUCAUGAAGACCUACAAGAAAGGCAGCAGUGGUGGAAGCUCGUCAUCCAGCACUUCGACAAACAAAUCAGUCACAACAUCCCCCUUGGGACGUUCCAAAGACUCCAGUAGCUCAAAGAAGAGAAGCUCUGAUGACGAUGAGGAGGGGGGAAGCAAGCCCAAAAAGACGAAGGAGGAUGACAUCCUUGUUGCCCGUGGCUUUGAGAGAGGACUCGAGCCAGAGAAGAUUAUUGGAGCAACUGACUCAUGUGGAGACCUAAUGUUUCUUAUGAAGUGGAAAGACUCUGAUGAGGCGGAUCUCGUGCUUGCCAAGGAAGCCAAUCAUAAGUGCCCACAGAUCGUCAUAGCCUUCUAUGAGGAACGUCUCACCUGGCAUGAAGACAGUGACAAGAAGGAGAAGGACGCGGUUAGCGCUUGAGUGCUCGUCUGAGGGGAAAACCGGACCUCCUCCACUGCAGGGACAACCUUGAGUCAGACAUUUUUUCACACCCAAACCUCCCAUCCUUGCUCUUCACCAUGUCCAACAAGGACCGUGAACACAAUCGUGUUAUCUCCAUCCAUGCCCCAUUGGAGCACAAAGGCCCCAGGCUGCUGAGAAGGAUCCAUCAGACGGGAGGGGAAGCUGUAGCGGACAAGGGUGACAUGCUACUGGGGAGGGUUUCUGCUGUUAUGUCUUUGUAUUAAAACAUUUUUUUAUUGAUUUUAACACAUCAUAUUUUAGUACAGAAUACGGUUGCCAGUAAUGUAUGUUGCAUCCAUGAGCACAUGUGGUCAUCCAAUAAAACUCAGAACAUAGUCAUGAACCUGCUUUGGUACAAGCCGUGUUUACUAUAAGCUUGUCCCAUCAGCUAGUCCUUGUAGGUAGUGCAUCUCUUUGCUUUAAGAACCCAGCAACACCACGGAGGAUAAGCCGUUGUAUCUUUAUUCAGGAAGUGAUCACCGCAGCGUUUUCCUGUCUUCAUUAUCACUUCCUUUUUUAUCUCUUUUAGAUUUAUCGGUUUUUCCUGUCUACCAGGAUAGAACUACUCAAUUUGCAAACUUGCGGACAUCGGCCAAUUAGUUAAGUCAAUGUAUUGUAGUGAUGAUGUCCUUGUUUUUGUUUUUUUAACUGUCAUUUCUAUCUCUACAUUUUAAGUUUUAACAUGUGAAUUUUGUGUGGUGUUUUUCUAUUUCUUUACUCUAUAAACAGUUUUAGAAAAAGGACAAUAAAACACAUUAUUCUCAGUCUA